CGGGUCCGUUUUGCUCUCAUUUCGAAUUACGCUUUGCUAAACACAAUUAGUUCUCAAAUUGUGCUGACACGUGAUAUGUUUAGUGUUUUUUAUUAAAAGUGAAGUUUGGCAAGAUUACAUUAUGAAAUCGAUAAUAUUGUUGGCUGCCGUUUGCAUUUCGAAUGCACUUGCUUAUCAUGAUCCUGACUUAAACUACCAUUUAAGCCAACUUCAGAACGUUCAGGGUUGUAACGACAACGGAUAUUCAUACCCGACACCCGCAGUGCAAUUAUCAUUAACAAACGUAAAAGCAACUACAGCUCCAAGAUUAAUUGAACCGGCUUCUUUGUCUUCAUCAAAUGCAUACAAAAGCGCUAACGAAUACUCACAGUCGGUUCUAUUUCAAGCUGCUGCACCAAAAAUAACGUAUCAAGCUCAACCAACAAUAUCGUACCAAGCACCAAUUGCUAUACAAGACGCCGCUGCUUUAAAUGCAGAAUACACGGCGCAAAGAGAAGAACAUGGAUAUGCUACCUCUGAAGGAUUAUCUUCUGCCGCAGUGAGAGCAAUCAUUCCACAAGCAACAUAUAAUCAAGCACCGAUCAUUGCCAAAGUUACCGCUGCGCCUUUACAAACUAAAUUUACUUUAGCUCCCGCCAAGACUACAUAUGUAUCCCAAAAUUCAGUCUCGCAACAAUCUUCAUACUCAUCUGGAUCUUUGGCAAAACAAUCUUUGAACUCUUACACGCAGUCUGUUGGGCCAGUUGUAUCUCAAGUUUAUGCUGCUCCUAGAGCUAGUUACGCAACAUCAGACGCCCUGAAGACUCAAUCACAAUCUCAAUUUGCUGCUCCAGUCUAUACUAUCAAUCAAUAUAACCAAAUUCCACUUAACACUUAUUCUGUGGCCGCGCAAGCCUAUAGAGCACCAGCUGUUUCUCAAUAUUCUACAUAUUCCGUUUCGCAUAAUGCUGCUCCAGUUGUAUCUCAAUAUGCGGCACCGACCUUGACCAAAUACGCUGCUCCUAAUGUAGCUCAAUAUUCUGCACCAGCUCUCCAAUAUUCAAAUUCAGCAGCAACCCAAUAUUCAGUGCCUGUCAGAGCUCAAUAUACAGCACCUGUCGUUACCCAGUACACCGCGCCGUUAGUUACUCAAUACUCAGCCCCAGCAGUAACUCAGCAAGCUACACAUAUAUCCCAAUACUCUGCGCCUGCAGUCGCUCACCAAUCAAUAGCACACAUAGCAGCACCAGCACUAUCAGUGUCUUCAGCGGCGCAAUACGCCACAGGUCAACACGCUGUUAAAAAUGUCCAUAGAGAAUUUGUUGAAAAUUAUGAUGCGCACCCUCGUUACGCUUUCGAAUACGGAGUUAAUGAUCCACACACUGGCGAUAUCAAGCAACAGAAAGAGCAACGUGAUGGUGAUGUCGUAAAAGGUCAGUACUCCUUGGUGGAACCGGACGGCUCGGUGCGUACGGUGGACUACAUCGCCGAUUGGGAGACCGGUUUUCAUGCAAACGUUCACAAUAGCAAAGACAACAAACAUUAGAUAUUCAUUAAGAAAUACUUAAGUUACCGAUACCCUUUUACUAUACUGAAGUUAACCUGUUUGCUACCAGAACUUUAAUCUUUUCCGACCUUGUCCCGUAAUUCUUAAAAUAUGGCUGUAGCACUAGUUCAAGUAUACUUAUGAAACACAAAUUAACACAAUAUUUUUUAUGUUUCCAAAAUUAAUAUUUAAGUACUUGUAUAUAUUAUUUUUGAAAGAUUUUUUAUUUGUAAGAAACUAAAAUUAAAUCAUGUGUUGUAAACUCAAAUUAAAAAAUAGUAUAAGUUCAAUAUAUCUGCUAUGAACUUCAAACGGCCUCUUUUAUCAAUUUGUGCCAUAGAAUAUAGUAAAUGUAACGCUUAUAAUAGGUAAGUAGUGUAGUUUAUAUUGUAAAAAUAUGUAAUGUGAAUAAACUUGUUAAAAUAUCAGUUGGGAAACAAAUGACGACGACAUGUUCUUAUAUGUAUAUGACAUAACUCAUUCAUUUGAAAAUAUUAAUUUUAUCAUUUCAUUAAAAUUCAUAAACUUAUAGUAAUUAAAAAAAAA
This is a messenger RNA of Nymphalis io (European peacock), 2071 nucleotides long. It is a transcript of the gene CPR79, whose product is annotated as paternally-expressed gene 3 protein-like. Gene Ontology annotation, cellular component: extracellular matrix. Bases 122 to 1525 code for a protein of 467 amino acids. Lineage: Eukaryota; Metazoa; Arthropoda; Insecta; Lepidoptera; Nymphalidae. The transcript has 4 exons. The record is from RefSeq and is a predicted model, not a curated record.